Molecule: messenger RNA, 1192 nt
Organism: Dacryopinax primogenitus
Lineage: Eukaryota; Fungi; Basidiomycota; Dacrymycetes; Dacrymycetales; Dacrymycetaceae
Product: Aldo/keto reductase
Exons: 4
Coding region: 30-1067 (345 amino acids)
Source: RefSeq, a predicted model, not a curated record
GACCACCAUCUCGUUCUUUGCACACGAUCAUGUCCAACCAGCUGCCUCAGGUUGAGUACCGCCGUCUUGGCAACUCCGGCCUUCGGGUUUCUGUCCCCAUUUUGGGAGCGAUGAGCUUCGGUAGCGACAAGUGGGCGCCGUGGGUCAUCAAUGAGGAUAAGGCUCUUCCUCUCCUCAAGGCUGCUUGGGACCGGGGAAUCACUACCUGGGACACGGCAAAUGUGUACUCUAAUGGCGAGUCGGAGCGUAUCAUCGCGAAGGCUAUCAAGAAGUACAACAUCCCCCGCUCCAAGCUCAUUAUCCUGACAAAGGCCAAUGGGUUGGUUCAUGAAGAUCCUGGUGUUCGCACGAUGAUGUUCCCCAAGCUGAGGGACACGCGCGAUUAUCUCAACAUGUCCGGUCUCUCCCGACAGGCCCUCUUCCAACAGGUCGAGGCUUCUCUCGAGCGGUUGGAAGUGGAUUACAUCGACCUCCUCCAGAUCCACCGAUGCGACAUGAACACUCCGUUCGAGGAGACGAUGUGUGCGCUGAACGACCUUGUCCGCUCCGGGAAGGUGCGGUACAUCGGGGCAUCCUCGAUGUGGGCAUGGCAGUUUGCCGAAUACCAACACGCGGCCGAGAAGAACGGAUGGACCAAGUUCAUCAGUAUGCAAAACCACUACUCGUUGCUGUACCGUGAGGAGGAACGGGAGAUGAACAAGUACUGCAACCAUACCGGCGUUGGCCUGAUCCCGUGGAGCCCGCUUGCUGCUGGCCAGCUGGCUCGUCCGCUCGGGGAGACUUCUGUGCGCGAAGACACCGCGAAGGGCACGCCGUUCGAGAUGAAGAAGAGCGAUGCAGACAAGGAAAUCGUCAACCGUGUCGAAAAGCUCGCGAAGCAGAAGGGCUGGGCAAUGGGCCAGGUCGCUCAGGCUUGGAUUAACACCAAGGUAUCUAGCCCUAUCAUCGGCUUCUCCUCGGCGGCUAGGAUGGAGGAAGCGAUCAUCCCGGACAAGAAGCUGACGGAGGAGGAAAUCAAGUAUCUGGAGGAGCCUUACGCGCCCAAGCCGAUCCAGGGUCAUAUGUGAGCGCCUGCCUGUCAUGUACUGGUGUGCUGUGUUUGUAGCAGAUAAAAUCAAUAAAUCGCACCCGUUGUUGUUGUUGAGCUAUACAUACGAGGGCUGCCAUGCAUCUUGCCCUGGAUCGAUUACGU